Messenger RNA from Macrosiphum euphorbiae (potato aphid), 1194 nucleotides. Lineage: Eukaryota; Metazoa; Arthropoda; Insecta; Hemiptera; Aphididae. The record is from the annotation of a GenBank genome assembly.
AUGGUUUUAACUCCUCUAGGAUCAUUACAACUAAUUGAAACCACUAGUGUAGAUGAUAUAAUAGCUGGUAUUGGUCGUAAUAUUUAUUUUCCUCCCAAUACAGACAUUAAAUUAUUAAUGGACUCAUUAAAACGGCUGUUACAAACAGAUGCAUUGUCUGAUUCAAUGAUAUCAAUGUUAAACCCUGGUAAUCAUUCUGAUGACCAACAAGUAGUUACUGAACGACAGCGUAGAGUUAGACCAUCAUCAGAUUAUAAUGUACUUCUUACUGUUGUAAAUCCAGAACCUGAGAAACUGCAUGUGUCUUGGAAGCCAGAAAUACCUUUAAAUCGUUAUCUUCAGCCUUUACUAGAUCAAUUAAAACUGAUUUCAAACUUUUCCGUGCAAUCUCAAUGGCUUUAUUUAAUAGAUUUGGUUCAAAAGCCGCCAAAAUUGAACACUACAUUUGUAUUAGACAAGAAUCACGCUCAAUACAUAAUUACUCCUCUAGAAAAAAAAUUAGGUUCUGGAGUGUCUCGAAAUCCAUGUAUACAUUUUGUUGUAUAUGUAACCCCUUGUUCUUAUAUUCCUUUAUACUUUCAUGAAAACAAUCAGUUGACUACUGCUAUGAUGUCAGCUCGCUGGGGUGGAGUUCAAAUCUUAAAUGCCAACGAGAUGUCAUGCAAUGAAUCAGUAAGCUUCAUACCUGAUGAUCUCAGUAUUAUGACUCCCAUCAUCACACAGUUCCAUUCAUUAAUUGGUGUGCCAAAUAUGUCCAAUUACAUGUCACUAAUGCCACUAAAAUCUUCUACUCUGCGUAAAUGGCAAUUGGAUUCAAUGUACAGGCUCAAAAUUAUUGAACAAUACACUAAUACUCGUAUUACUUUAACAUCAUUGUCACGACUUUUGGGUGAAAUCAGUAAUAUUGUGAUAAUUGAAGAAGUUGGAAAAGCAGUAACUGAAUCCGUAGAAGCAGCUAUUAAAGUACUUCAAUGUAUAGAAAAAGGACAAUUGGAAGAAGCAUUGGAAUACAGUAAAAUAGCAUUUGAAACAUCAGAGUUUGCAUUUACUCAUCCAUCAUUAUUGGCAUUGCUCUAUUUUCCGGACGAUCAAAAAUAUGCGGUUUAUAUUCCAUUAUUCUUACCUGUUAUGAUCCCUGUAUUAAUGUCUUUGAAAGGAGUUAAAAACUGGAUACAAUUGAAGUACAAAAUCUAA